AAAAUAUGCAGCGUUAGCAGUAGAAACAAAAAAGCUAAGCGUGGUGAAGAAUCCAUUUUAAUGGCAGAUCCAUCUUCUCAGUGCCUUUCAACGUAAAGCAAACACACCUUUUUUUCAUUUCAAGGAUUAUCAUCGAACAGAAGAGGCGCAAUCGAUCUGCGUCCUUCACCAUAUGGCGGAGGACGACGAUGAUGAGGCGUUCGGUGAUUUCUCUUUCGCUCCCUUCCAAUCGAAUUCUCUAUUCACCGCGCCAAAUUCGUCGCCCGCUCCCGCCGCAGAAGACGAGGACGACGAGUGGGGCGAUUUCGUGGAACCGCCGUCGCAAUCGAAGCCAUCGGGAACUGCUGUGAAUGGAGAUCAUCGAUCGGAUGUUUCUGCAUCGCCGGCUUCGUGGAUGAAGCCGCGAGGCGCUCUGCCGCUUUCGCUGUUUGGGGAUGCGGAGGAGGAGGCGGUCGCAGGUGAUUUGGCUGUUCCUUUGGAUUUGAAUCGGCAGAAGAGCAAUGGAAUUUCUGAAGGAGGCGUCAGUUUAGGCUUUGCUGGUAAUGGUGUGUUGAAAACAAAAAGUUUUAGUAUUGCCGAUCUGUACGAUAGGUAUUCACAGACGAAGCAUGAAAGCCGCGAUUUGGUUGUUAAGGAUGAUUCAGUUGUCAAUGGACUUUAUCCGAGUGCGAACCAGAGUACUGCAGAAUCAGCUGUUCCUAAGAUUAAAAAUGUGGAGCUGAGUAAUGAUUCAGCUGUUCCUGAGAUGAAAAAUGUGGAGCUGAGUAAUGAUUUGGUUUUGAGUGAUCAUAAUCAGGUUGCAAACAAGAGUGAUGAUGUGGAGUUCAGUUUUAACUCUUAUAUGUCGGAUCCGAGCAAGGAGGAGGACUUCUUUGGCGGAUGGAAUGGGGAGUUAAAUGGAUUUGGAUCUAAUUUGAAGACAUCUCCUGAAAAGGAAAAUGCAAAUGUGGUGAAGUUGAAUUUAGAUUUGGAUAUGAAUGGGGAUAAGCAACAAUUGGAUGGCUCUAUUACUGCCAUUAAUGAUGAUGAUGAUGAGGAGUGGGACUUUAAGGAUGCAGACUCGGAAUUUCUGGCUCAGGAUGUGAAUAAUAAUGUCGGGUUCAUGGCGCCAGAGGCUUCUGAAAGUAGUCCAUAUCUCUCUGGGACUGGCAUUGACUCAACUAAAUCACUUGAUUUGUUUGGGACUCCUAAUGGAUCCUCCGACUUCUUUGCAAGCUCAAAUGAACCAGUUGAUUUUUUUGCCAACCCAAGCAGUAUUUCUACCACAUCCCAGGAAGUGGAUUUGAUUGGUGACCAUGGGAUUGAGGAACUUGAUGAUGAUUUUGGAGAUUUUAGUGACGCUUCUUCAAAAACUGGACCAAAGCCAAAGGAACUAUUUAUCAAUGGUAUUCAUUCACCCGUUAAAGAUGCAGUGCAAAUUCCAGAUGAAAAAAUUCAGGAGAAGGAUACAAAUUUAAAUCAUCACAGAGGAGCAAUUCCCCUCUCCAUAUUUGGUGAUGAAGAGCCCGAAAAUGGCAGUUCCUCAGAUGUUCAAGAUAUUUUUUCACACCAGUCUAUUCCUGCAAAAAAAAGUGAUCAUAUUGCUAGCACUGUUGACUCUAUCAGUGAUAUGAUAUCAAAUUUAUACAGCCAAGCUGAGCAGACUUCUUCUAUAAAAACUGAGCAUAACCUCAGUGGAAGUCAGUUAAAUCUGCCGAGUGUAGUUUCAAGUUCCGAUUUGGUAGACAAUGACGAUAACGACGACGAUGAUGAUGAUGGUGGUUCAUGGGAUUUCAAGGAUGCCUCAGAAAUCGGAUUUGAUAGUCAGGCUUCUCUUACUAGCGGGGAAGAUGCAUACAUGAGCAAAUCAUCAAAGCUGAAGCUGGAUAGUUAUUUGGCUUUCUAUUUAAAGUUGAAGGAAGAGUUGUGCUUUAUUGGGAAAAACCAUAUUGAUGGACUAAAGAAUGCCGAAGGUGAUGCUGUCCUUUCUGUUGAAGGUGCAAGAGCUGAAUCUUUUGAUAGUGAGUUCCAGUUUCUCUGCAUUGAACUUGCCGAAAACGGUGCUUUUCAGGAUCACAAUACAAGAGAUAGUCAUCUACAUGAGUUUGCUGAAGUUUUGCUGGAGCCACAAUUUCAACGACUUGAGUCAGAGUAUCACUUAUCACAGAAGUUGUUAAUAGUGGAGAAGGAUCUGGGAUCAUAUAUGGGACUCUUAAGACAUACAAAUGCAAUGCUUAAGAUCUUGAACAUAGGAACGCAGGAAGAACAAAAGGUAUAUCUUUCCUUGUGGUCUGAGAUGAUAUCUGUCUGCUCUCAAGAAUUAAGGCACGGUGCCUCAAUUUGGAACGACGCACUGAUGAAACAUGUUCAUAGCCAAUUUCUAUCUGAACCUCAAGGAAGGAAUUUUGUUUUGGCCCUUGGAGAGGUAUAUAGGGUGGUUGUAGUUCUUGGAGCUUCAGCCAAACUUUUCAAGCCUUGGAUUUUAUCCAAUUCAGUAGAUUCGCCUUCUAUCUAUAUCUUACUAGAGGAAUGCCAUGCUGUAUGGUCAACUUCCAGACUUGAAGAAGCUCUUGCAAGUGUAUCAGCGCCAACUACUUUGAGCGAGACAUCAUUAUUCAAGUCCAUCAGACAUAUCGUUGGUCUAGAUGUACCUGAGCUUGAGAACUAUGUUUUUGCAGAAAAAGAAUCUAGGUGUUGGCUGUCUCUCCUAACAGCUGGAGUGGUACCAGACUUGAAGAUCGUAACGUGGGGAAACGAGCAGUGCUUUGUUACACUCGCGAAUCUGUGCGCAAAUAUGAUAAGCCGUUAUCCCCCGAAUUUGCCACAGUUAAUUCUUGGAUGAGAAGGAUAAUUAGUGGACACAUUCAAAAUCCCAAUCUUUUGUAUAUCCAGAAUGGCCUUGUGGAUAUUUGCUAUGGCAAUGCAUACCGGAAAAGAUUGAGCGAUGCCUGGUCUGUAUUAUGUCAAAGAGGUUGCGUUCUUGGAGUUGGCGCCUCUAUCUGCUCGUCAAACUGCAGAAUCAGUGUUUUGAGUUGCAGAAACAGUUUUGUCCAAAGAAAUGAUUCUUUUGUAUUUGUCCCUUUUAAAGUUGUGUAUCAGUUAGAGAAGUUCUGUUUUGCGAGGCACUCUCUUCUUCUCUAUGUUUGUAGUAUUGUGAAUGUAGCUUUGUUUUGUUUUGUUGUAUCAGUGUGUAGUUCUUGUACCUAAAUCAUUAUUUACCCCAAAAUUCAGGUUAAUUAUAGUAAUUUCUUACUGAAGUUGUAAA
Molecule: messenger RNA, 3244 nt
Organism: Salvia splendens (bonfire salvia)
Lineage: Eukaryota; Viridiplantae; Streptophyta; Magnoliopsida; Lamiales; Lamiaceae
Exons: 10
Coding region: 173-2821 (882 amino acids)
Source: RefSeq, a predicted model, not a curated record